Molecule: messenger RNA, 2601 nt
Organism: Volvox carteri f. nagariensis
Lineage: Eukaryota; Viridiplantae; Chlorophyta; Chlorophyceae; Chlamydomonadales; Volvocaceae
Exons: 18
Coding region: 1-2601 (866 amino acids)
Biological process (GO): rRNA processing
Cellular component (GO): small-subunit processome; Pwp2p-containing subcomplex of 90S preribosome
Molecular function (GO): protein binding
Source: RefSeq, a predicted model, not a curated record
AUGGAGGUUGCUCCGUUAUUCAAGCCCUUUAGGGCAUUAGGCUACAUUACCGAUAACGUUCCAUUCGCAGUUAACAGAAAAGGAAAGGAAACAUAUGUCACUGUCAGUGUUGGGAAGGCGUGGCAGAUUUACAAUUGCACCAAGUUGACACUAUCGCUUGUGGGUCCUCAGGCAAGUCCGGAACGAACAUGCUAUAGCUCAAAAAUCCUUUUUGGUGACAUCAGGGCGCUAGCUUGCGCCGGUGACCUCACUUUUGCAGCAGUCGGCAGCGACAUUGUGGAAUGCAAGCGUGUACACAGCGCUAUGUGCCACCCGGACACCUACCUGAACAAGGUGUUGGUGGGGUUUGAGGGCGGCGGGGAGAUGCAGCUGUGGAACCUUCGGAGCGGGGUGCUGCUCUACACAUUCAAGGGGUGUCCCGCCCUGGACGUGGUCGGGGUAGGGUUAGCGGACGGUCGUGCCGUACUGCACAAUGUACGACUCGACGAGGAGGUGGCGUCGUUCGCCAACGCUGCGGGAACCGGGCUGGCGGCGGAACAGCUGCUGGGAGGGGGCGCAGGUACGGCAGUGGCCCGAGGUGGCGUUGGCGGCGGUGCUUGUACGACAUUGUCGUUCCGCAGCGGCGCGGGUUUGCCGCUGAUGGCGGCUGGCGGCGGCGGCGGCGUCAUUACGGUUUGGAAUUUGGAGGAGAGGCGGCUGCAUACCGUAAUUCGUGACGCGCACGACGGCCAGUUGUUGUCUCUCCACUUCUUCCCGGGAGAGCCCCUCUUGAUGAGCUCAGCGGCGGAUAACUCGGUCAAACAUUGGGUGUUUGACUCGGCAGAUGCAAUGCCACGGCUGCUGAGGUUUCGGGCUGGGCACGGAGCGCCACCCACGAUUGUACGGCACUACGGCGAGGGCGGCCUGAGGCUGUUGUCCGCGGGGUGCGACCGGUCCUUCCGGGUAUUUUCCGUACAUCAGGAUCAGCAAAGUCGUGAGCUAAGUCAGGGCCACGUGGCGCGGCGGGCAAAGAGACUGAAAGUACGGCAAGAGGAGUUGAAACUGGAGAGGGUGCUGGAUAUGGCCGCGUGCGAGGUUCGCGAGCGGGACUGGGCCAACGUCAUCACCGCGCACGAGGGCGACCCGGCGGCCUACACGUGGAGGCUGGCGCACUUCAGUCGGGGGGACCACGUGCUGGAGCCCCCGGGGGAGCUGUACGGCACCCCUGCCGCCCCCGUCACCUCCGUCGCUCUGAGUCAGUGCGGCAACUUUGGCUUUGUGGGCAGUGCCGCGGGGCGAUUGGACCGAUACAAUAUGCAGAGCGGCCUGCACCGGGGUUGCUACCUGCGGGGGCGGGGGGCGGUAUCGGCUGGGCCCCUCCCGGCUCAUAACGGAGCGGUGGUAGGUUGCGCCGCGGAGGGAUCGAACCGGCGACUUGUCUCUGCGGGUUUGGACGGCAUGUUGCGGAUUUGGGAUUUCCGAACCUGCACCUUGGUGGCGGAAGUGGCCCUGGGGGGCCCAGCAGUACGACUUGUACUGCACCCCGUCACGGGCCUGGCGGCGGUGGCGAUGGCGGAUGCGUCGCUGCGAAUGUACGACAUUGAGGUGCCGCGGCUUGUACGACGUUUCCGUGGACACAGUGACCGCGUUACGAGUCUGCUGCUCUCCUCGGACAGCAAGUGGCUGUUGAGCGCCGCUAUGGACGGGACUUUGAGGGUGUGGGACGUACCCGCGGCUCAGUGCCUGCAGGUCAUGAAGCUGGGCUCCCCCGUCACCAGCUUGAGUUUGAGUCCCUCCCUGGACUUGUUGGCCACCACACAUGUGAACAGGAGGGGAAUUUACUUGUGGUCAAAUCAGGCGCUGUUCGGUUCCCCCACCGCCAUACCCCACAGCGACAAACCCGUACCUGUCGUACGUACUGCUCUUCCCACCAUUAGUGAUGGUCGUCGUACAACUGGUCACCCGGUUUCCGGUUCCCCACUGCCGCUGGCCCCCGACUUGGUGACCAUGAGUUUGUUGCCCCGAGCCCACUGGGACAGCCUCACCAAGAUUGAGGUUAUCAAGGCGCGCAACAAACCCAUCCAGCCGCCGAAGAAGCCCGAGGCGGCGCCGUUCUUCUUGCCCACAAUGCCGGGACUGUCCGCCAACCCCGUCUUCGAAACGGCAACGGGUGGUACGGCGGCGGCGGCGGCGGCGGCGGAGCUUGGGGGCGACACGGACGGCUGCAGCAGUAGCAGUGGCAGCAGCGGCCGUGUCAUGGAAUGCUACGCCCCUGUGAUGGCAAUGUUGCGGAGUAUGACCCCGACCGCGAUUGACAGAGAGCUGCGGGCCCUGCAGGUCCUGGAGGGCAGCUUAUCCGAGGCGGCGGAGGUUGCUGACGUGGCGGCCCUACUGGAUGUGUUGAUAGCCUCCCUGGAGUGCCGGAGGGACUUUGAACUCUGCCAGGCACUUCUUAGCGUGGUGUUGGCCGUACAUGGUGACGUCAUCUCCUCACGCCCCGUCUUGACAGCCCGCGCUGUGAAGCUCCGAAACCUGGUGGCUGACAGUUGGAAGCGGUUGGACUCUUUAUUUCAGCACGUGCGGUGCAUGGUGGGCUUCUUUGGAAACCUGCAGCAUGCCUAG